AUGCCUCGCUCCGACAGCAGCGACUCAGUGUCGCACCAGCGGCAUCAGCAGUCCAAGAGACGAGUCGUCGACGACGUGAGCGCGACGACGUCUAGCGACGACGAAUCCACCCGAUCUAGGAAGCGCAGCAGGCGCAACGGGAAGUCCAAGCCGUCCUCCAAGACCGCGACCGUCGUCGACGAUGGCGGUUCCGUCGCCCACCCCGCUACCUUUGCCACGCGCCGCAGCAGCCUGAGCAAGGCGGCCAGGGACCCUCUCGACGAGCCUCACGGCAGCAGCAGCAGCAGCGCCGUCAACGGAGAGAAGAAGAACGGCAAGGGAAAGGGAAAGGGUGGAUCGGGCGGUGUGGUGGUCAAGACUACCGCCGCCGCCGCUCCUUCUUCUUCGUUCACCUCUUCCGUCCCCGUCAUUGAUUUUGACGGUCUCAGCAGGCCAGGCCGCGGAACUAGACAACGCCGUCAGGAGACGGAGGAGCAGGCCAAGGAGCGUCUAGAGAAGAUGAGCGGCGCUGUACGCACCCUCCUCGAGUGCGCGGGAGAGGACGCAGACCGGGAGGGCCUCCUGGCCACGCCGGAGAGAUAUGCCAAGGCUCUCCUCUUCUUCACAAAGGGUUACCAGGAUAACAUCGAGGAUAUCGUCAACGGUGCCCUCUUUCACGAGGGUCACAAUGAGAUGGUCAUUGUCAAGGAUAUAGAGGUCAAUUCCCUAUGUGAACAUCAUCUCGUACCAUUUGCUGGAAAGGUCCAGGAGCGUCUGACAAAGGAGGUCGCCCACGCCAUCAUGGAGAUCCUCAAACCUCAGGGCGUGGCCGUCGUCAUGGAGGCAAAGCACCUCUGCAUGGCCAUGAGGGGCGUCGAGAAGACGACGGCCUCUACCAUCACCUCUUGCGUACUCGGCUGCUUCGAGCGCAAGUCCAAGACUCGCAAUGAGUUUCUGAGUCUCGUCGGUGUUAACCGGUAA
This is a messenger RNA of Geosmithia morbida, 960 nucleotides long. RefSeq names its product GTP cyclohydrolase IA. Gene Ontology annotation, biological process: tetrahydrofolate biosynthetic process; tetrahydrobiopterin biosynthetic process. The coding region runs from base 1 to 960 and encodes 319 amino acids. NCBI's taxonomy places the organism in Eukaryota, Fungi, Ascomycota, Sordariomycetes, Hypocreales, Bionectriaceae. Gene Ontology annotation, molecular function: GTP binding; GTP cyclohydrolase I activity; zinc ion binding. Gene Ontology annotation, cellular component: cytoplasm. The transcript is spliced from 3 exons. The record is from RefSeq and is a predicted model, not a curated record.